Messenger RNA from Closterium sp. NIES-67, 6330 nucleotides. The record is from the annotation of a GenBank genome assembly. NCBI's taxonomy places the organism in Eukaryota, Viridiplantae, Streptophyta, Zygnematophyceae, Desmidiales, Closteriaceae.
GGGGAGGGGAGGGCCAGGCUAUGGCCAGCAAUACAGUGCAGUACAGGAGAGUCCUUGACAUGACGUGUGCGGUAGGGAAUGAAUGCCUGCAAUGAAUGGCCUGGCCUUCUACGAGACGGCUACGCAAGUGGAGGUCAGGCGUCCUCUGUUCACACGAAAGCACGACGGUCGAUUGUGCUGACUCUGCGUGGCACGGGAUGGGCCAGCAACUAGUCCAGUAGAUCGCCACGCCAUUGACGGCGAUGCCUUGCCUUCUCUUUCCUGCUGUCCUCAUCGUAGGCCGCAAUCAUUGCUCGCGCAUAGUGCGCUGUCGUCCAUAGUAACUGUGGAUCUUCACUGAAGCGUCUUGCAGUGGUACUCAUUCGCGCGACGAUAGCGCGCCGAUAGCGCGACGACAGCGCGACGAUAGCGCGACGAUAGUGCGCGUGUCGCGUUUCGGUCUCGGCAGCGAGCGUUUAGCCCAUUCUCUUGAAGGGGUGGCUCUGCAGCUCGCCUGUGCGACAGUCGCGCCGUCGGCGUCGCUGGCGCGAGUGGGCUCGCGACGAGCUUGCGACGAGUUCGCACAGCCCGGGAGAUAAUUCCCGGAUCGUCAGCAUCAGGAAGCAAGAAUUGGAACAUCGGCGCUAGCACAGUAGGAGUGGAGUAGGGUGUGCCUUCGAGGCGCCUCUUGCUAGCAACGUCACAUCACGGCUGUAGGAUCAGUGACAGCCUGUGUGCAACUAGCAGCCGGGCUCAUCGCGCUGUGGGUGCUAGCACCCAAUAAGGGCGCUGUGUGCGCUAACACCCUCCAUGCCCCGUAGAGUUCGCCAGUGGACGUCCGCAGAUGCAAGUAGUACGGGCGUCGAGGGGCAGCGGUAGACCAUUCUUGUCAUCAGGCUUGGAGAACUUCUAGGCGAGAAACCCGCGAAUUUACGAGAGCCGCCAAUUUCUAGCAUCCUCCUGCAGAGCAAGGCGAUGAGAGACCCUCACCCGCCAGCUACUAUUUUUCAGGCGCCUCAAAAAUAGAGUCGUACGAGAGCCGUUUCUAGCGCCCUCCUUCCAAUCAAGGCGAUGAGAGACCCGAACCCGCCAGCUUCACCCUAGUCCCGAUCGGCGAUCCAGUUCAGGAAACGCUGUUGAUCCGACGGCCACGCGGGGCUUACGACGCGAAGGGGCUGGGCUCGCUCGUAGAUCAGAAACGUGACUAUGCUCAUCUCCUUGGUAGAUCUCAGACGUCAAUUCGUCCAGCGCCGCCAACUCGGCGGAAUCGGAUUCUAGUACCACCUGGUCGAUCGUAACCAAUUUCCAGUUCGGCAAUUUCCGGUUCGGCAAUUUACGGUUCGGCAAUUUCCGGUUCGGCGAUUUCCAGUUCGGCCCAAACUGGGUUUCAUCUUUCCCCAUGAGUUCCCAACGGCUCUUUCUCACCUGCUUCAGCCAAUCCCCGCAAGCCACGCUCGCUGAUACGCCCCCGGAUUCGCCGACGGCCGCCAUCGUCGCCGAGCGACCGCCAUGCGACGACUCGAACGCGUCGCCUACGGAUGUGCGACAGCGGGACGCGACAAACACCAUUGAGGCUCAAAUGCACAGCGAACCCCCCGUCGCAGAGGGGGUAGCUAGUAGUAGCAGUGCGAGUACUAAUAUGGACGAGCCGUUAGCUUUUAGAGAGUAUGACGUGGAUUGGGUAACCACCGCCACGUGUCAGUUCUCCAAGCAGUCUGUCGUAAGCCAAGGAUGGGACUCCACAGUUUUUUUAAUACCUGGGCAAAGCGCCGCAGGCGCCGGAUGGGGUUCGGCAGGAGGGUCGGCAGGAGGCCCGGCACGAGGCUCGGUGGGAGGGACAAGCGGCAUGAGGGUGAAGAGAUUUGGCGCGCAAGGCUGCUCGUUGUCGAAGGAAGCCGAAGCUGCCUUUCAGGAACACGCGAGUGCCCUCUCCCGCCUCUCCCACCCCUCCCUCCUCCCCCUCGUUGGCUACUCCCCCUCCCCCAUGCCCUCCCUCCUCUUCUAUAAUGCCCCUGCCCCCACUCUCCCUCACUCCUCACACAUCACCGCCCCCACUCACCCGACUGCUGUGCCUUCUGCUGCCUCUGCUGCUGGGUCGGCUGCUGUCUCCGCUGCUGCAUCGGCUGCUGCAUCGGCUGCUGCUGCUGCUGCUGCUGCUGCUGCUGCUCCAGUGAUUGCUACAGUAGCCACAGAGCCCCUUCCCCUUCCUUGUCCUCUCUCCCUCGCUCUCCCUCACACCACCGCCACCACCAACGGCGGUGAUGCCACCGGGGGAUUGGCUGGAGAAUCCUCACCGUCAAUUCCGCAGCCCAAGCGGCUGAGAAGCAGCAGCUUUGCAAGGAACCGCCUGCCGACUAUCCCCAGUAUAGGCAGCAUCAGUAGCAGCAUAAGUGGCAGCCUAAGUGGCAGUGGGAGGUCGCUGCUAGGGGGGAGUGGAAGAUCGGGCACAGGUGGGAGUGGAAGGGCCAUAGGAGGGAGUGGGAGGUCGCUUUUAGGAGGGAGCGGAAGGGCGAUAGGAGGAAGUGGGAGGUCGCUUAGCGGUGCUAGUGCUGGGUGCUUCUCUGGUAGCAGACAGGAUAGUGAUGAUGAUGGUGAUGGUGAUGGUGAUGAGGACGAAGAGGAGGAGUCGUCGCCGGAAGACAAGAGUGGAGAGAGUGAGGGGGAGGGAAGGGAGAAGGAAGAGGGGAGGUUGAGCGGUGACAGUGGCAGUAGUGCUGCUGGUCCGGAGAUUCGUGCGUCCGGAAAUCCGCCCACACUCGACGACUCGUCCACACAAGAAGCCUCUAGCAUACGUCAGGAGGCUAGCAUUUCAACCAGACCGGGAGGGGUUAAGGAGAGAGGAGCAGGUCCCAGUUUUUCUGAGCGAGGAGCGGAUUUGGCAAGUUCUGGAGAGACGGCGCUGCAGGCGGGUGCAACCAGUGGUAGAGGGGAUGCUAUCUAUGGCAGUAACGAGUCUGCUUUUGGAGGGGAUGAGCGUGGCUUGCUUGCUGCUCCGAAGCCCAUUGGUCGUGUCUCUGCUGACCUACUUGCUGCUGCAGCAGCACUAGAAGCUGCGGCCGAUGAUGACAACGAUGGUCGCUCUAAGGGUGGCAAUGAUGAUGAUGGCAAUGAUGGUGAUGGGAAUGAUGAUGAUGGGAAUGAUGGUGAUGGCAAUGAUGGUGAUGGCGACAGUGACUCUGACAAUGGUGGUGACAGCAGUGGUGCGGCAACUGGUACAGCAGAUUCGCAUCGCCUCUCCCCUUCCUCCUGCUGGCCGCACCUCCCCGCCGCCCCCUCCCUCUCUCGCUCCCUCACUCGCUCCUUCUCCCCCUCCUCCGCUCUCUUCUCUCGCUCCUCUCGCUCAUCCCGAAGGGACAGAGCAGCAGAGCAAGCAGCAGAGCAAGCAGCAGCCCCCUCUUCAUCACUCCCUCACCCAACCUCCGCAGCCGCCUCCACCCCUUUCCUAACCAGCCCCCCAGGCUCGGGCUCCGCUGCAUGCUUUCCAGGCCCAGCAGGCUUGGCAGGCGCGGAAGAGGCUUGGGAGGGCGUGAAGAGGAGGGUGGGGGGGUGGGAGGCGCGGCUGGACGUGCUGGUGCAGGUGGCGGGGGGGCUGGCGUACCUGCAUAGACAGGGGGCCGUGCAUGGGUCUCUGGGGCCGGCUAACAUCCUGCUGUGGGAGAAGCGUGCGGGGUUGAGACAUGAGGGCGUGAGGAGGGACGUGCUAGUGCCUGCUGCUGCUGCCACUGCGGCUGAUGCUGCAGGGGAUGGUGGCUUACAUGGCUUGGAUAAAGACUCGCUUUGGACUGUGGAGUGGGUGAGUGCAGGAGAAUCAGCAGCAGGAGCAGCGCCAGGAGCAGCAGCAGGAGGAUCAGCAGCAGGAGCAGCGCCAGGAGCAGCAGCAGGAGGAUCAGCAGCAGGUGGAGGCACAAGUUCAGCAGCCGCGGGGGCUUCUUGCAUCCCAGACACCCAAGGCAUUGCAGAGGCAGGCUCGUUGACGCUGCACGGGGCAGAACUCUCACCUUUCAUGACUGGAACAGCAGAGCGAGGCCUGCUCGUGCCAGGAAUGCCGGGGAGCGGUUCGCGGGUUCCAGGCGAGGCAAGUAGCUCUUCUCUCACGCCAGGAGCGGCAGAUGAGGCGCAGGGUUCGUCCAUCAUGCCAGGGGUGGACAUCAGUGCACUGCUAGCCGCGGCUCCCCUCGACGCAGACCCGCUCUCUCUCUUCACAGCAGCCACGGGGAUCCCAACCGACAGGCCCUGCAUGCUGCCCUUCAAGCCCAAUCCUUUUCACAGGGAUAGCGGCCUGAUGGCUGUGAUCGCGGAUUAUGGCUUGCCCACGGAUCUGAGGCUCAGGCAGCUGUUCCCUGCGAGGAAUGCGCGGGUGUAUGCGACUGGCGCUGGUUCGAUGUACCUGGACCCGUCGCUGAGUCACCUUGGCCCCUUCCAUCCGUCCAACGACGUCUUCUCCCUUGGAAAGCUCAUACAGCACCUGCUGCUGCCGCUCCCCCAGCCGCCCAACUCCCUUCCACCGCACUCCACCCCCACCAACCCCAGCGCGAUGGCCCCUCCUACCGCCUUCCACUCUGGUCCCUCCACCUCGCAGUUUCUCCCCUCCAUCUCCUCAUCACGCUUCAGAUCCAGGCGCAGCCAGCUGCGGGCGCCUGAGGGGUAUGUGUCCUCGCAACCAGGCUCAGAGGGGAUGGCGCAAGCACAAGAGAUUCAGGCGCAUGGGCAGGGGCAGGUGCAGGUGCGCCAGGGGCAGGGGCAUCUGGGGCAGGGCCCAUCUGAGGGCCCUGGGUCGAACUUCAUGUCGCAGUGGCGGUCACUUGCAGCUCCAUUUAUUGGCUCAGGCAGCAGAGGGGCCGGCGGCCACAGUGAUAGCGCUGCUGGUGCUGGUGCUACUGCUGCUGCUGGCGCUGGUAGUGGUGCUGCUGCUGCUGGUGGUGGUGAUAUUUUUGCUGGCAGUGGGGCUGUUGCUGCUGAGAAGUAUGGUGAGAGCAGUCAGAUGGACAGCAGCAGCCGGAGCAGCAGCAUGGUGCAUGGAGGGGCCAUCAGCCGCAGCAGCAGCAUCGGCAGGAGCGGGCGAAACAGCAGCAUCAGCAGGAGCAGCCGCAGUGGCAGCAUGCUAAGAGGCAGCGUCGUCAGCCGCAGCAGCAGCAUCAGCAGGAGCAGCAGAGGGGGGAGCAUGAUUCGCGGGUUUGACAGUCGAAACAGCAGCAUAAUGCGGGGGAUUGACAGUCUCAGCAGCAGCAUGAUCCGAGGGUUUGACAGCAGGAGCAGCAGCAUCAGCAGCAACACCACAGGGUUCAGUGUGAGCAGUGGGGUCAGUGUGUGGUCUCCCUGGCGUACCCCCAGGAGAACACCUGGCAGAACAGCUGGGGGAAUGCCUGGGAAGCUAGACAGGGGGUUGGAACAGCAGCAGCAGCAGCAGCAGCAGGAGCAGCAACAGCAGCAGGAGACGCAGCAGCUAUCCCAGCAGCAGCAGGAGCAGGAGCAACAGCAACAGCUGGAGCAGCAGCAGCAGGAGGGAAGGAUCAGGGGGACUCCAGCGGAAGCACCAGCAAGCGCUUGGGGCUUUGCUAGGGUGCUCAAUGUUCUGCCCUCACACAAACCCACCUCGACCACCAUCACUGCUGCCGCUGAAACUGCUGCCACUGGUGCUACUGCCCGCCCCACACCUUUCUUCUUUAGGAGUGAGAGCGAUCAUUCAGACGCCGAUGGAACUGUUUCAACCGCAAGUGAUCCCACAGAUGACACGAACCUCCUGACCCCAAGUGCCGAUGGGGUGUUAAACAGCAUACCCACAGCGGUGGCUGGAGGCACAGCAGGUCUGGAGAGGGAAGGAGAUCCUUCGGAAUUCCAGCUUGAGUGUGUGAAGAAUCUGGUUGUAUGGUGUACACAUGCGGAUCCAUCCUACCGGCCAACUUCCAUUGUAGUGGAGCAGGCACUAAGGAGUAUAGCGGAGGUGAGGAGCGUAGAGGAGAUCAGCCACAGGCAGGUGCUGCUGGCGAGACUGAGCAACCUCAUACCCCUAGUGCAUGUAGGGGUGGGUGAGAAAACUGAAGGCAGCCAGCAGCACAUGGAGUGGCUGCUCAGUGGCUAAAGCCUGAAGAAUAAAGGCCACACACACAGCGUCGGCCAAAUUUGUACCAUUCAAACAUGUCUUGGUAUUAUCCUGCGCAGAGGACAGCAGUUGAAGAAAGCUAUCAGGGGCGAUUCCCCAUUUUUCCCCGCAAUACCAUGAGUCCAUUUUGGAAGUGCAGUAGGAUGAGAGUGACACUUUUUAGGAAAGGUUGUCUGGAGAUGUAACCUGCAUUGCAAGUAACCUGAGAUUUCAGGAAAAUUCUCCUGAUUUUGCUGAUUUUCAUAGUGGCU